This is a messenger RNA of Mytilus californianus (California mussel), 3044 nucleotides long. RefSeq lists its product as uncharacterized. The transcript is spliced from 18 exons. The record is from RefSeq and is a predicted model, not a curated record. NCBI's taxonomy places the organism in Eukaryota, Metazoa, Mollusca, Bivalvia, Mytilida, Mytilidae. The coding region runs from base 154 to 2535 and encodes 793 amino acids.
UGUACAUUGGUCAAUCCACGGAGGUGUGUCGGGAAAAUCCAUACGUGAACAUGGAUAUAUAUAAUAAGAAUAACAGUGAAUGCAUUAUAUCGAGGAAACGUCAGCCAGGUGCUGCGUCUUGUUUCAUUUACAUCGCCAUAAAGGGAGAUUACAAUGAAAACUUCAGUACUGACAGGAAAACAGAUUUUUCAGUCUUUAAAACCACCAGAUUUAUCUUGUUGUACCAAGCAACAGUUGCAAGACUAUUUUGAGAACAGUUAUGAGCUGAACGAGAGUCUGUUUUUAUCUCUGAAAGAGGACGACAUUUUCUACAAAUGUCCCGAUCGCCUACGACUACCAUUGAUUUUCUACUUCUGUCAUACAUCAGUUGUAUACAUCAACAAGCUGGUUCUAAGUGGACUAUUGAAGGAGAGAGUUAACUUAGAAUUUGAAACAAUGUUUGAGACUGGUGUAGAUGAGAUGUCAUGGGACGACACUGAGAAUUAUCGUAUGGGUGGGAGUUAUAAAUGGCCAUCAGUUAAAGAAGUAAUGGACUAUCGUAGAACUGUAAGGAAUAUCAUCAUUAAAAUGAUACAAGACACACCACUUGUGCUGCCGAUAACAAAGGAGAGUCCUUGGUGGGGACUUUUGAUGGGGAUGGAACAUGAGAGGAUACAUUUAGAAACAUCUUCUGUUCUGAUCCGUCAACUGCCCGUUGAUAUGGUAACUAAACCAGAUGGAUGGGUAUAUGGACCAAUGAAAUAUAGUGAACCAGUGAUGACCAAUCCAAUGAUCAGAGUUGAGGAAAGGGAGGUAACUUAUGGAAAACCAGAUGAUUUUCCCUCUUAUGGAUGGGAUAAUGAAUAUGGAGAAGAAACUUCAAGAGUUCCUGCAUUUGAAGCAUCCAAAUAUUUAGUAACUAACAGGGAAUAUUUAGAAUUCGUACAAGAUGGAGGCUACAGUAAGAAAAAUCUUUGGACAGAAGAAGGAUGGGGCUGGAAAUUAUAUAGACAUGCUCAGCAUCCAGCAUUCUGGGUGUGUGACAAUGGUUGUAAAGGGGGUUGUGGAGCUGCUCUGUCUUCAUAUUCACAUUGUCACUUCAAUACUGAACAGACCAUCACUAAUGGAGUUACCAAUGGACAAAGCAAUGGAUUGACCAAUGGACAAAACAAUGGAGUGACCAACGGAAAAAGCAAUGGAGUAACCAAUGGACAAGACAAGGGACAAAGCAAUGGACAAAGCAAUGGACAAAGCAAUGGACAAAGCAAUGGAGUGACCAAUGGACACACCAAUGGUUUUAAUUGUGGAGGAACAGUGUACAAAUACAGAGCCAUGUUUGAUGUAUUGGACAUGCCAUUAGACUGGCCAGUGGAAGUCAACUAUCAUGAAGCUCAUGCAUUCUGUUCAUGGAAGGGCAGUGGUAAUCGACUAUUAACUGAAGCUGAGAUGAACCUUAUAAGAGAUGACAAAUUUCCACCAAGUGAAGGCACAAAAAGUGAUGUUAUCUACCAAGACAAUAUAGAUUUAAACAUCAACUUAAAAUUUGGAUCGUCCACUCCUGUGAAUAUGUUCCCAGCAACAGAAGCAGGAUUCCAUGAUGUUUAUGGAAAUGUCUGGCACUGGACAGAGGACCAUUUUAAUGGACUGUUUGACUAUAGGUCACAUUAUCUCUAUGAUGAUUUUUCCUCACCAUGUUUUGAUGGACGACAUAACAUCAUUCUUGGUGGUUCCUGGAUAUCCACUGGUGAUGAAGCUUCAAGAUUUGCUAGAUAUGCCUUCAGAAGACAUUUUAUUCAGCAUGCUGGGUUUAGAUUAGCUAGAUCUCUGGAAACAGCAGAAUUACCAGCAAGACUGAUUGACUCUGAAGUAUUUGUCCUGGGUAUUGGUGUGCAAGAAAACCCAUCUGUAAUUGAAGAGAAAGGCCACAAAGUGGUGAAAGUUCCAACAACCAAUAAACAAUAUGGUUAUGAUGAGAAGAAUCAAUUAUAUGGUAUACUUGAGCAGGAAUUUGGCUACCGUGACCCAUUGCCACUAGCUAUUGCUAGACUCUGUAAAGAAUACAAAACUGAAAGUGGAAAUGAAUCACUGUGCUGGAUUGGUUGUGGAACUGGAAUUGGACCAGUGCACCUACACAAUGUCUUUCAAAAUAUUUUGGCAAUAGAUUAUGGUGGUCGAUUUAUUGACACAGCUUUAAAACUUCAGAAAGGAGAACAAGUAGAAUACACAAAGUCAAAUGGUCAACAGGCCGUAGCAAUGUUUGACAGUGUGGGAUAUGACAAUGUUGUUUUUAAACAGUUGACAUGGUUACCAAAUGAAGUGAACAGCCAUAGUAUGACUGUUGUAACCUUCCUGGACAGAACACUUAAUCCUAAAGCAUGGUUGGCUCGUCUGUGGGAAGUAACAAAGGAAGGUGGACUAAUCCUAAUUGUGUCUGACUGGGAAAGCGAAAAGCUACAAGCCAGCCUGCAAAGACAUAUGGUUUACAUUGGAAAAAGGGAAUUGUCAUAUCAAGAUGGAAAUGCUGUUGCAAUGAUGACCAUUUGGAAAAGAAUCUGAAUUUGUUGACUCAAUUUUUAUUGUCUGAGACAAUAUGUUAAUACUGUUUUUAUAUUUUAUAUACAUAAUUAUUAAUUGUACAUUUUAUAUUGUUUUUUUAUUAUUAUUUUGAUUAUAUUUCCUAAUAACUUUAUUAUUUGUUAGUCCUCAAGUCACUAUUUAGUGCUGACAGUAUUGUGUUCCUUACAUGAUGGCCUUUGCUGUUUAAUAUAUUAGUAUAUAUGUAGUUAAAAUUAUUCUUAUGAAUACUUAUGACAAUGUUUUUCCUUAUUUUUAAUGUGGAAAAUAACAUUGUAAUAAUCUGUUUACACAUGUAUGAUAUUAUAUUGAUGUAUUUUGAAUUGUUAAUUAAUCAAGAUAAAUGUUAAGGUACUGUUGUAUGAAACUUUUCUUUUGCAAUGAUAAUUCAAUGUUUUUUGUUUUUUUUUAAGAAAUCAAAAUGUUACUUCAUGUGUUAUUGAUUGUGAUGAAAAAAUCCCCUUUUCUUAAAUAAAGUGUUUUGUAUUUUA